CUAUACAAACACCAGCUUAACACAAUGAAUACUAACUAACUGACCAUAUCAUUGCUGUAAUGAUGCAAUCUUCUGUAAUUUACUAUUAAUAUUUUUUACAGAUGCCACACAAGUAUUAUGAUGACCUCACCCACUCCUCCCACAUGUGCACAAGUUCAUGGAUAUUAGAGUUAAAAGGAAAGGGAUGUACAUGCAUAGGAAACUACAGAAAUUACUACAGGGAUAUGAUGUAACUGAUCCUAAUUAACUGUUAUAUCUAUGACAAGGCUGCUGAGUAUAAAAGGAGAAGUGGACUUGAGUGCAUCAUACAAGCACACAGAAAACUAAAGAGAUACAAAGAUUCAAGAUAACUCAUAGUGAUAAUAAUAAUGGUAAUGAAGACAGGAUUAGCUGCUCUCUCUCUAAUUUGGAUAACAAUGAAUUUGCUAGUACAUACUGCAGUGCCUGCCCCUGUAACAUCAAACAUCGCUAAGGACUUAAAUGGACAACUUAUGGCAACAGAAAAAUUCGUGGGUAAACUUUAUGGUAGCUCUGGUCUCGAUGAAAAUCUUAUAAAAUUUGCUGCCACCCAAGUUUUCUUAAAUGAAGACGUGCACAUUAAAGAUUCAUUUCUUUUAAAAUUCUUAAAUGGCUCACUGGUUUCAAGGUUCUCAAAAGGCUCUUUGACGACACAUAUAUGUGAUUAUUUGAAGGAAAAGAAUAAUGAUUACGAUUGCAGUGACAGCCAACUUGUCAAGAAGGAUAAAAUAUUUCUUAAUAUGCAUAAUGUAGUGAAAGCCACAAAAGAUCACUUCUUAGCCUAUCAUGACUCAAAUGAAGGGAUCUGUUCAUAUUAUGAGUCUGUCAAGGAUCUGAUUGAUUUAGGAACGCUAAGCUGCAACAACAAAACAUAAACACCAUUAAAAUGACAAUACACAUGUACAUACAUGUAAAUGCAUACCAUUAUUCUAAUUUCAAGAUACCCCACCAAUUUUUAUUAUAAUA
Molecule: messenger RNA, 984 nt
Organism: Amphimedon queenslandica
Lineage: Eukaryota; Metazoa; Porifera; Demospongiae; Haplosclerida; Niphatidae
Exons: 3
Coding region: 369-893 (174 amino acids)
Source: RefSeq, a predicted model, not a curated record